Ilyonectria robusta is the source of this 803-nucleotide messenger RNA. Its product is annotated as ankyrin repeat-containing domain protein. Gene Ontology annotation, molecular function: protein binding. The record is from RefSeq and is a predicted model, not a curated record. The coding region runs from base 182 to 649 and encodes 155 amino acids. NCBI's taxonomy places the organism in Eukaryota, Fungi, Ascomycota, Sordariomycetes, Hypocreales, Nectriaceae. The transcript is spliced from 3 exons.
CCUACCCUACACCCAUAGGUUAGACCCGACCGUCACACUAUCAAGCGUGAGUUAUUUUAGCUCCCAGCUCGGACAUUUCUCUCCCGUACCACCCCAGCAAAUCCGCUUACCAUUGUAUACCUACACCGUCUCCUACAGCAGACAUUUGUUACCCAGUUGCUUUAUCAGCUACCUUACCGCCAUGGGUGAUGUAAUCUUUCAGGACCCUCUGGAGUCUCUCCGCCUGUUGCGGAGGAGUGGCGCCAAUGUGGACGCAGCAACAAAUGCUGGGGAAACCGUCUUGCAAGAAUUAGUCAAAUCGGGCCACGUUGACGCUGUGGAAUGGCUGCGCGAAUACUGCACGAACAUCAACGCACAGACAGAAGUGGGAGAAACAGCUCUUCACUGGGCUGCUGCAAACGGCAAUCCCGACAUGGUAGAUAUCCUACUUCAAUGUGGCGGCGAUACCAGUCUCAAGACAGCGAGAGGUGAGACGCCGCUUGAUUGUGCCAGUCGCAACAAGAACAGCGAAAUCAGAAGCACCAGGGAAAGCCAAGCCAGGGCUGUCUCCGGAUAUCACUCUGUGGGCUGUGCUCAUUGGUAUCGACGAAUACGCAAAGUCCAAUUACCAAUCAAGCGGCUUCAGCAAUUUAAAAGGCUGCGUCAAUGACAUUCUCCUUGUGGAGGAGUAUCUACGUGACUUCUUGGGGGUCAAUCCGAGUCGCGUAACGAAGCUUGCUUCAGGCCAAGACGAGAACAAUAUCCCGACAUACCAAAACAUCAUCAGAGCUCUAGAGUCUACGACAGCCGCAGCGUCACCAGGA